Molecule: messenger RNA, 2544 nt
Organism: Trichoplax adhaerens
Lineage: Eukaryota; Metazoa; Placozoa; Uniplacotomia; Trichoplacea; Trichoplacidae
Exons: 23
Coding region: 1-2544 (847 amino acids)
Cellular component (GO): cytoplasm
Molecular function (GO): RNA binding; protein binding
Source: RefSeq, a predicted model, not a curated record
AUGGAUGUGGUAAUCAAUAUAUUUUUAGAUCCUCAUAUUCGAGUUAUUGGUAAACCUGAAAACGUUCAAUUAGCCAAGGAAAAAAUCAUGGCAAUACUAGACACCAAAUCCAAUCGAGUAACUUUGAAAAUGGAUGUUUCACAUACGGAUCAUUCUCACGUUAUUGGUAAAGGUGGCCAAAACAUUAAAAAAGUGAUGCAAGAAACAGGUUGUCAUAUCCACUUUCCGGAUUCUAAUCGAGGCUCGCAAGGAGAGAAAAGUAAUCAAGUUUCAAUUGCUGGUCAACCUAUUGGUGUUGAAUCAGCUCGUGCACAAAUAAGAGAAUUAUUACCGCUAGUAUUGGCUUUUGAGGUUCACACUGGUGCUCAACAGAGUGGACGUAGCUUAUCUGAUCAAUUUUCAUCCUUAAUACAACAACUGAUAGAGAAAUUUAAUGUAACGAUAACUUUCAAGCAGAAACCAAGACUAAUGGCUACGACAGUUUUAGUGAGAGGCUCUCAAAACAAUUCUACUGCCGUUAAAGAGGCUACUGCUACCUUAAUUGAGGCAUUAUGUGGAAGUGUGGUUAGCAUGAUCCCAGUCAGUGUUCAACUCGAUAUUGCUCCACAGCAUCAUACUUUUAUUAUUGGUCGUGGCGGCUCAAAUAUUAAAAAUAUUAUGCACCGAACUGGUUCUAGUAUUCAUUUUCCUGACACCAACGCUGCACCAUCGAAAAGAAGUACCGUCUAUAUAACUGGAGAAAUCGAAGCCGUUUGCAGAGCUCGUGAACAACUUAUGGGCUGUUUACCAUUAGUCUUAAUGUUUGACAUGAAAGAAGAUAUCGAUACUGAUCAAGGUUUAAGCAACUAUCUAAUGGAAACUCUGGAUGUUUACAUAAACAUCAAACCUAAGCCUAAGCAACCUAGCAAGUCUGCUAUAGUAAAAAGUGUAGAAAAGAACGCGUACAAUAUGUACAGGGCGCGUGUUCAACUUCUUGGUAUCGAUCCACAGCAAAAUCCCAGUCAGUUACCGCCACCUCCGAUCAGUAUAUCAGAAAAUGUCGAUAAUAACCAACGUAAUGGUGCAAAUUAUUCCAAAAGGCAAACACCUAGAGCAUCAAAUUAUAAUAAUAGUGGUGUUUCAUCAACCAAUUCCUAUAACAGUAAUGGCUUGCGUGGUGUACAAAGUCCUAUACCGAGUCCUGGUAGUCAUAGUUCUGGUUCUGCUAGUCCUAUUAAUUCUCCGUGGUUCCUUGGGGCGUCACCAUCAACUUCACCAGGAUAUCCGAUGUCUCCUCAAAAUUACGACAUGAUGGAAAAUAGCCCUUCAACAAUCCCUGAAAGGCGUAAUCCAAUGACUGCAUUUCCAUAUCCUCCUAAUUCAGGAAAUACUCCUCAUAUGCCUCAUAUGCCACCUGGUCUAAGUCCUCUUAACAAUCAAAUAAGAUCACAAAGUCCGAUGCUCACCGCUAAAGAUAGCACCACAAUCACAUUUAGACCAAAUGAUUAUAGAAAUAAAGGAGAUUUAACCACAAAGGGCAAAAAAGAUUAUGUCAAAAAGGCUGUUAAUGUAUCCUUCAAUAAUAAGACGAGGAACAUAGCUAACGAUAGCGAUUGUAACGUUGGAUCUUUACUUCCCAAAGAGGAAGGAAAUAGAGACACGCGAUCGUUUAGUGCUUCCUCUGGUGAAAAUGAUAGCUUUACCGGUAGAUCAAACACUGGUAUACUUUCUGGCAUCAAUUCUUCACCUUUGCGCUCUUCAAGCUCUUCACCAGAUGAUGUUGAUUACGUAGACAGUCCUCGAUCAUCGGGAACUAUCGGUGAUCAUCGGAAUAUGCCUAAUAAUACCAUGCAAUCACACGAAUUGGAUUAUGAAAGAAAAAAGUACUUAGCCUCUCUGGCGAUGCAAACUGAAGUUGUUCCAUCGAAAGUACGGACGCCGACGUAUUCAUGGAUCGGUUAUGGUUUCUCAAAAUCGGUACCAGGCUCAAUGUUGAAAAAAAUGAUGGAAGAAAUGAAUGCUCCAAAUGCUAAGCCGCAAAAGCCAAUUCUCCCAAGCAAUACCAUUAAUUUAUCAUCCACUUUACCUAAUAGCCAGCUAAUGCAACAACAGAAUACCAAUAACAUUUGGUCCAACGACUUAAGUUCUACUAGAGAUAAGCAAGAUUUUAGUACGAUGAGUGGCACAACAUGUGACGUAACUGAUUCCGAUAAGCAGAGCUAUGCUGGUUCUGAAGAUUUAACAAAGUUAUUUAAAAAGUUGGGUCUGGAGAAAUACGUCAACGUAUUCUUACAACAAGAGGUUGACUUGCAAACAUUUAGUACACUGACAGAUGCCGACUUGAAGGAGUUAGGUAUUACAACUUUUGGUGCUCGUAGAAAAAUGGUGACAGCAAUAUCAGAUAUCCGAAAACAGAAUCAGCAAAAGGUAUCGUUAGAAUUGGCUACAGACAGCGGCAAGAAUGGAACGUCAUCAUCUUAUAUGAACGAUGUUUCCGCUAGUCUUGCAGGUUCAGUUGGUUAUGAUGAUAUCGGAGGACGUUUACAACCUCAUUAUCCAAUAUAA